This is a messenger RNA of Cloeon dipterum, 2232 nucleotides long. RefSeq names its product Heat shock protein 60A (gene Hsp60A). The record is from RefSeq and is a predicted model, not a curated record. Gene Ontology annotation, biological process: mitochondrial unfolded protein response; protein import into mitochondrial intermembrane space; apoptotic mitochondrial changes. The transcript is spliced from 7 exons. Gene Ontology annotation, molecular function: protein-folding chaperone binding; ATP-dependent protein folding chaperone; ATP binding. Gene Ontology annotation, cellular component: mitochondrial matrix; mitochondrial inner membrane. Bases 159 to 1892 code for a protein of 577 amino acids. Lineage: Eukaryota; Metazoa; Arthropoda; Insecta; Ephemeroptera; Baetidae.
GGCCGCCCACCAUUGUUCUAACUCGAUCUUUCAGGCCAUGUGCGAUCGCCUUUGCCGCAGCUGAAACUAGAAGUCUCUGAAGUUAUAGUUUUGCGCUUGCAAUUAUCGAAAGAAGCCUUUAUUUUCGUCGCAAACAAGGAAUUUAAAUCAUAUUAAAGAUGUAUCGCCUGCCAGCCGUAUUGCGAACCGUCGCCAGCCGCCAGCUCUUCCCCAGCAAGACGGCCCUCCGCCACUACGCCAAAGAUGUCCGUUUCGGGGCUGAUGUAAGAGCAGAGAUGCUCAAAGGCGUCGACAUUCUCGCCGAUGCGGUCGCAGUUACCAUGGGCCCCAAAGGCCGAAACGUAAUUCUGGAGCAGUCAUGGGGCAGCCCCAAGAUCACAAAGGACGGCGUGACCGUGGCCAAGGGAAUCGAACUGAAGGACAAAUUCCAGAACAUCGGCGCCCGCCUCGUGCAGGACGUGGCCAACAACACGAACGAAGAGGCCGGCGACGGCACCACCACGGCCACCGUGCUCGCCAGGGCCAUCGCUAAGGAAGGCUUCGAGAAGAUCAGCAAGGGCGCCAACCCCGUUGAAAUCAGGAGGGGAGUCAUGACCGCUGUCGACACAGUCAUUGAACAUCUGAAGAAAAUGUCCAAGCCAGUCACUUCUCCCGAGGAAAUCGCUCAGGUGGCCACUAUUUCCGCGAAUGGUGACCAGACGAUAGGAAAUCUCAUCUCGGACGCCAUGAAGAAGGUCGGCAAAGAGGGCGUCAUCACGGUUAAGGACGGAAAGACUUUGAAUGAUGAGCUCGAGGUUAUUGAGGGAAUGAAAUUCGACAGAGGCUAUAUUUCUCCUUACUUCAUCAAUACUGCCAAAGGUGCCAAGGUUGAAUACCAAGACGCUUUGGUGCUGUUUAGCGAGACCAAGAUCUCUAGCGUCCAGUCGAUCAUUCCCGCCCUCGAAUUGGCCAACUCUCAAAGAAAACCUCUAAUCAUCCUUGCUGAGGACAUCGAUGGCGAGGCCCUGAGCACCCUUGUCGUUAACAGGCUGAAGAUCGGUCUGCAGGUCGCUGCUGUCAAGGCUCCCGGCUUCGGAGACAACCGCAAGGCUACCCUGACUGACAUGGCGAUUGCCACUGGUGGCAUUGUCUUCGGAGAUGAGAGCAACUUGGUCAAGCUGGAGGAUAUUCAGUUGGCCGAUCUCGGUGUUGUUGGUGAAGUUUCCAUCACCAAGGAUGACACUCUUUUCCUCAAGGGUAAGGGCAAGGCCGAUGACAUCAGCCGUCGAGUGGAGCAGAUCAAGGACCAAAUCGAAAACACCACUUCCGAGUACGAAAAGGAGAAGCUGCAGGAGCGUCUUGCGCGUCUGUCCUCUGGCGUGGCGCUGCUGAAGAUCGGUGGCUCAAGUGAAGUCGAGGUGAACGAAAAGAAGGACCGCGUGACCGACGCCCUGAACGCCACCAGGGCCGCCGUGGAGGAGGGAAUUGUUCCCGGAGGCGGCACCGCCCUGAUCAGGUGCAUCCCUCACCUCGCCAGCCUCAAGGCAGCUAACCCUGACCAGCAGACCGGCAUCGACAUCGUCAAGAAGGCGCUUAGGAUGCCUUGCAUCACCAUUGCUAAGAAUGCAGGCGUCGACGGCUCGGUCGUGGUGGCCAAGGUUGAGGACGCUGCGCCAGAAAUCGGCUACGACGCCAUGAACAACGAGUACGUCAACAUGAUCCAGAAGGGAAUCAUCGAUCCCACUAAGGUUGUGAGGACGGCUUUGACUGACGCUGCCGGAGUUGCUUCCCUUCUCACGACUGCUGAGGCCGUGGUCUGCGAACUGCCCAAGGAGGAGAAGGAAGGCGGUAUGCCAGGAAUGGGCGGUAUGGGAGGCAUGGGUGGAAUGGGCGGCAUGGGUGGCAUGAUGUAAAUCGCAUCGGCCAACGUCUGCGUCCGCCUCCCAAGCUGUCCCCCGGACCUCGGCGUUAGUUGCAUUUUUGUGAGAGAAUAUAUAAAAGAUAGUGACAUAGGGAAGUGCAUAGAGCUGUUGAGAGACGGACAUUUGGCAGCAGUUUCACUCCGCGAUAGAUAGUUUUUUAUUCAUAAUGUUGUUUCACUCAUAUAUUUUUGUGUUAUUCAUUCCAAUCAUCGAGAAAGAACGCAACUGAGUCAUCAAUUUAGCACAACUACACCAGGCAACAGAAUCAAUUUGUUCACCUUUUCUGUUGGGAAAUAUGAUUUCAAUAGAAAUUGCUUUUCAUAAAAUAUAA